Spodoptera frugiperda (fall armyworm) is the source of this 3048-nucleotide messenger RNA. RefSeq names its product rab11 family-interacting protein 4A (gene nuf). Gene Ontology annotation, cellular component: recycling endosome membrane; cleavage furrow; midbody. Gene Ontology annotation, biological process: regulation of cytokinesis; endocytic recycling. The transcript has 14 exons. The coding region runs from base 402 to 1793 and encodes 463 amino acids. The record is from RefSeq and is a predicted model, not a curated record. Lineage: Eukaryota; Metazoa; Arthropoda; Insecta; Lepidoptera; Noctuidae.
UAUUCAGUCACCGCGGAACUCUAGCGUAUUGCACAGGUGUGUUGAUCGAGUGCGUGAUGUUCGACGAUCGUAAAUAAAACCUGUUAUAACAAUAAUAGUGUUGAUUUUGUGAGAGCAAAUAAGUGAAACGGCGAAAUCAUUAAAAAUAACUGCUGACAUGUUAAUAAUUUAACAUUGUUUUCUCCGAUUUGUGUCCAAGUGGUGUAUUUCGAAAGAGUGACAACAAGUUUUUCUUGUGUUGUGAGACUUGUGAGUUCGGUCCUUGAGUUGGAGGCUUUAUCACCGUCUACGCUUGUUCCACUGCUAAGCGUUUGGCGGGCAUCUCAGCCGAGAUUCCGCAUCCCGUCGAAUUUAUUUCGAGAGCUGGACUAAAUACUGAACUGAAGGUGCCUGAGGAGGCAAUGAUGGCGCCCAGCGUGUUCCAAAGGACCAAGUCGCCGCGCACCUCACCUGGAAACUUGCCUAGAAAAUUACAGAACGGCACGGAAGCGACUGGCCAGUCAGAUCCGACAGCUGACUCCAGUCCCGGCAACUCCAUAUCUGAUGCUGAGAACUUCGAGUGCUACGGCGAAGGAGACCACGAUGUUCCUGCUAAUACAUUAGAGAAUGGCACGAGAAGUCCUGGAAACCCAUUGAACAGACACUCUUGGACACGAACCAGCCUCAGGAGAACACCACCAAGCCAUCAGGAGAACUUGCCGAAUCGCCGUUGGGGCUCCAUGAGACACUCUGGGAAGCGACAAAUCGGCUCCAAUGUCUUAGCUAGCCAAUUAUACCGGUCGUCGUCAUUUAACUCGUCGGGCUGCGGUUCAGGCGGGGAACCAGCUGACGACAUGUACUCCGACGUAUCGUUGGAGGAAGAUGUCCAAGGCCUCAACUAUAAGGUGCAGUUACUUCAGCAGCAAGUGACAUCUCUAGCUGACACUCAGAGUACGGCUGACGAGCGCUACGCGAGGGCAAAGGCUGACAACGCAGUGCUGCAAGCCAGGGUACACAUGCUUGAUGAACAGAUACGAGAGAUUGAAUGCCGAUGUGAAGAGAGUAUAGCGGAAGAGAAACGUCGCAGCCGUGAAGCUAUUUCUCGUGUGGAGCGAGACCGCGACACACAGCUGGCUGCCAUCACUGACAGGCUGAGCGCUGCUGAAGCCGAGGCUUCCGAACUUAAACAAGAGGUGGGACGACUCCGUGGAGUAGCAGAAACAUUGAGAGCGAACGCGGAAGCUGCGGCGCGGGCGCACCGCGAGGCUCAGGAACAAGUGGCCGAGCUAUCAGCAGCUCUGAGCAGUGCUCGCGAGGCUGAGCGAAGGGAACGAGAUGCGGCUGCCACGGCCAACAGUCUGCUGGCCACCGCCAGGCAGGAGCUGCAGAGGCUGAGGGACGCCCCCCCACCGCCACCCGACCCUCGCCUCGACGAGCUCAGGAAGGAACUGACGCUGCUUCGGACACAAAAUAAAUCUCUAUCGGAAGCUCAAGAAGAGUUACAAGCGCAAAUCUUGACGCGCGGCGUGGAGGAGGGUCGCAGUUUGCUGGACGGAGUGAGCGGCCCUCUCGUGGGCACCAACUCCCUCGCACACGAACUGUCACAGAUGAGUGACGAUGAGCUCGAUGGUAACGAUACACAAUCUGAUCUCAGCAUAGAGAUGGAAAAGUUGCAGAAAGCUUUAAAGGAACAGCAAGACGUGAACGUUCAACUGAGGAACUACAUCGACGGGAUACUCCUAUCCAUCGUGGAGAACUACCCACAGUUACUCGAAGUCAAAUACCAGAAAGCCCCGGGCGACACCAGAUCAUAACAUAUAACUAUAACGACAUUAUUAUUCUUUGUUAUUUCCAAUCGGUAAUCAAUUUAUUUGGACAUGUUUUAACAAUUUAUUUGUAUCAUUAUCAACGUUUGAAAUUAUAUUGGUUUGAUGUAGAUUGAUAUUGAAUACUGUGAUAAGAAAGAUAAUCAUCAAAAUUAUUAUAUAUGUAAAUGGCUUCCUUUGGAAAGCCGAAUAGUCUUCUUGGAAAUUAGAUUUAAUAAUACUUUUAUAAACGGAAUUCCUUUUAUAUAGCGGAUCCUUUAUAUCUAGGUCGUAUAGAAAGGUGUCAAUAUAAUGAUUAUACAUAUAAGUUGUAAAUAUUGUGUAUAGAACUACGUUAAGCAUUUUUAAAGGUUUAGUGAAGAUAUUGUUCCUUGUUAUUAUCUCAGACGUUUGCUUCGAAUGCAGUUGUCAGUUAAUAAUAAGUGAUGUAUAAUUUAUUUGGGUGUAUUUUAUGUUACAUUAGAUCUGUGCAAAGUAGAGGAAAAUAAUGAAAUUAUACUUUAACGACAAGGCCAGGCCGUCCAUAAAGAUAUUAAUGUAUAACUACUUAAAGCAAUUUCUGUGAAAGACUGUGCGAUUGAUAUACUUGGGUGCGUAGAAUUAAAGAUUAUUAUGUGUUAUAUGGAUAAGUAAUGUAUGAACUAAGAAGCGAUAUAUUUACGGGUGCUCAGAAUUCACUUUCAAUUAACAGUAUAUUAAAUUAACUAAAAUAAUCACGGUUUACUCGUGUACAUUAAUGGAGAAAAGCUCUAGGUAGGCUGCGUGACGUCACCGCGUCUGCGCACGCUGCUCAUGAUAAAGAGUCCCUCUGUGACUCGAAACUAAUAGAGCUUUUCUCCAUUAAUAUACGUGAGUAAACCGUGAUUUUUUAAGUUAAUUUAGUAUGUGUCACGAUAGUUAUUAUAAAAAUAACGUUAUAUUUAUUUUAACAUCAACAAAGCGUAGAACUUGAUCUAAUUGAAAGUGACUUCGAAGCAGUGUAUUGUAAUAAUUGGAGCCAUUUAAUACGAAAACUGUAUUCAUAGUUGUAUAUUACGUGUAACUGCAUACCCUAGUACCUAAAACAAUAAUUAUUUAGUAAGAAAAGAUCAUGUACCUAUAUUUUUACAAUGAAAUAUUUAUAGAUAAGUUAGCAUGUAGCUAUAUAGGAAUUUGUGUACAUUUUGAUAACACUGUUCAUAAAUAUAAUAACAAAAGAUGUCCCUUAACAGUCAUCAAAGUAAAUUAAACCAAUUAAUACAGA